AUGCUGAAGCAGAGCGAGCGGCGGCGGUCCUGGGGCUACCGGUCCUGGAACACUCCGGAGAGCGAGCAGGCACCCGAGGCCGGGGCCGGGGCCGGCGCGCCGCGGCGCAGCGUCUGCUCCGUGGGGACCCGCUCCGGCUCCCAGGCCAGCCUCGCGCCGUGGACCGAGGGCAACUAUAACUACUACAUCGAGGAGGACGAGGACGGCGAGGAGGACGACGACCUGCGGGACGAGCCGGGCGAGGAGGCUCGGCAGCCCGAGGCCCAGGGCGCCCCGCCGGCCGGCAGCCCCGACCUCGCGGGCGCGCCGUCGGCGCUGCGCGUGAACGUGGGCGGCCAGAGCUACCGCCUGGACGGCCGCCAGCUCGCCUGCUUCCCCAAGACGCGCCUGGGCCGCCUGGCCACGAGCACCAGCCGCGGCCGCCGGCUGGGCCUGUGCGACGACUACGAGGAGCGCACGGACGAGUACUUCUUCGACCGCGACCCGGCCGUCUUCCAGCUGGUCUGCAACUUCUACGCGUCGGGGGUGCUGCUGGUGCGGGACGAGCUGUGCCCGCGCGGCUUCCUGGAGGAGCUGGGCUACUGGGGCGUGCGGCUCAAGUACGCGCCGCGCUGCUGCCGCAUCUGCUUCGAGGAGCGGCGCGACGAGCUCAGCGAGCAGCUCAAGGUGCAGCGCGAGCUGCGCGCACAGGCGCAGGCGGAGGAGGCCGAGGAGCUCUUCAGCGACAUGCGCUUCUUCGGGCCGCAGCGCCGCCGCCUCUGGAACCUCCUGGAGAAGCCCUUCUCGUCCGUGGCCGCCAAGGCCAUCGGGGUGGCCUCCAGCCUCUUCGUGCUCAUCUCGGUCGUGGCGCUGGCGCUCAACACGGUGGAGGAGAUGCAGCAGCCGGCGGGGCCCGGCGCGGGCGGCGGCGGUGGCGGCGGCGGUGGCGGCGGCGGCGGCGACGCGCGGCCCGUGCUGGAGCACGUGGAGGUGCUGUGCAUCGCCUUCUUCACGCUCGAGUUCCUGCUGCGCCUCGCCUCCACGCCCGACCUGCGGGGCUUCGCGCGCAGCGCCCUCAACGUGGUCGACCUGGUGGCCAUCCUGCCGCUCUACCUGCAGCUGCUGCUCGAGGGCGUCACGGGCGAGGACCCGCGGCAGGGCAAGGGCUCGCCGCGCGAGCACGACCUCGAGGCGGUGGGCCGCGUGGGCAAGGUGGGCCAGGCGCUGCGCGUCAUGCGCCUCCUGCGGGUGCUGCGCGUGCUCAAGCUGGCGCGCCACUCCACCGGCCUGCGCGCCUUCGGCUUCACGCUGCGCCGCUGCUACCAGCAGGUGGGCUGCCUCAUGCUCUUCAUCGCCAUGGGCGUCUUCACCUUCUCGGCCGCCGUCUACUCCGUGGAGCACGACAUCCCCAACACCAACUUCACCAGCAUCCCCCACGCCUGGUGGUGGGCCGCGGUGAGCCUCUCCACUGUGGGAUACGGAGACAUGUACCCAGAGACCAUCCUGGGCAGGCUUUUUGCCUUCCUCUGCAUUGCUUUUGGAAUUAUCCUCAACGGGAUGCCGAUUUCCAUCCUCUACAACAAGUUCUCUGAUUACUACAGCAAGCUCAAAGCUUACGAGUAUACGGCCAUGAGACGGGAAAGGGGAAACGUAGAGUUCCUGCAAAGAGCCAGAAAGAAGAUGGCGGAGUGUUUGGCUAAAAGCCUCCUACAGCCCCAGCCAAGGCCAGCGAGGUGAUGUUUCAAGGGACACAUGGCUAGUAGACCCCGCGAACCUCAAGGUUUUAGUUCUCCUUUGUAUUAUCAGAAUGGACGGUACAAGAGCACAGGAGACAGUCCUACACAGCGGGCAUCCAGCUCAGAGUUCUUCUCCUGGAAAUGUCCAUCUUGGCCCAGACUGGGCCUGCCUCCUUUGUUCUUUAACCGUAUUGUGGGCAUCUGACCUCCCCAGGGACACUGGUCACGAAAACUUGAGAGGAGCAACAUCUUCUCAUGGCUUCUCAGUAAGUAUUUCUGAACUUGAGUUGACAUGAGAAGAGUUUCCUUGAAGAAAGAAAACGGUUUUUCAGAGAGAAAGAGAGGCUUUUGCAGCAUGUGCUUUAGUUAGACCAACCUCAAAGGCCCAGACCCACUGGACAUAGGGUUUAGGGAAGUUGCUUUAACUGUCUCAGCCUCAGUUUCUUCAAUUGUAAAAAGUAGGUAAUAAGACCUACCUUGUGAGAUCAGCUGGGCAU
This is a messenger RNA of Mustela lutreola (European mink), 2212 nucleotides long. It is a transcript of the gene KCNV2, whose product is annotated as potassium voltage-gated channel modifier subfamily V member 2. Gene Ontology annotation, molecular function: voltage-gated potassium channel activity. The coding region runs from base 1 to 1716 and encodes 571 amino acids. The record is from RefSeq and is a predicted model, not a curated record. Gene Ontology annotation, cellular component: voltage-gated potassium channel complex; membrane. Gene Ontology annotation, biological process: protein homooligomerization; potassium ion transmembrane transport. The transcript has 2 exons. Lineage: Eukaryota; Metazoa; Chordata; Mammalia; Carnivora; Mustelidae.